GGCGGAUUCGCAGACCGGCCGCUGGCGGACACAAGCUGUGCAGGUCUCCGCAAUGCCAGUCGGAUCUUAAGCCGCCCGGUUCACCCCGUGAAAGGUCAAAAGAGCCCUGUUCCCACCUCAGCCACAGACUCUCGGUCCCAAACCGGCAGGAGCAACAACAGCAGACAUCGUUCAGCUGGAGUAAAGCGCGUCCUCCGGUGCAGCGCAGCUAGAAGAGGAGUGCUGUAUCCCAAGAACUGCAGCGCCGCGUGAAGUGUGUUUAGACGGGGAAAAUGUCAUUGUCUGGGAAAGAAAACAACACUACCCCUCAUGCCAAUUACGUGGGACCGUACCGCUUAGAAAAGACCCUCGGGAAGGGACAGACAGGUCUUGUAAAGCUCGGGGUCCACUGUGUCACAUGUCAGAAAGUCGCCAUAAAGAUUGUAAACCGAGAAAAGCUCAGUGAAUCCGUCUUAAUGAAGGUGGAGCGAGAGAUCGCCAUCUUGAAGCUAAUAGAACAUCCACAUGUAUUAAAGUUGCACGACGUCUAUGAAAAUAAGAAAUAUUUGUAUUUGGUUUUAGAGCACGUGUCAGGUGGAGAGCUGUUUGACUAUCUGGUAAAGAAGGGCCGAUUAACACCCAAAGAAGCUCGAAAGUUCUUCAGACAGAUCAUCUCAGCUCUGGACUUCUGCCACAGUCACUCAAUAUGUCACAGGGACCUGAAGCCGGAGAACCUGUUGCUGGAUGAGAAGAAUAACAUCAGGAUAGCAGAUUUCGGCAUGGCAUCCCUGCAGGUGGGAGACAGUCUGCUGGAAACCAGCUGUGGAUCUCCUCAUUACGCGUGUCCUGAAGUCAUCCGGGGAGAGAAGUAUGACGGAAGGAAAGCAGACGUUUGGAGCUGUGGGGUCAUUCUUUUUGCUCUGUUGGUGGGGGCUCUGCCGUUUGACGAUGACAAUUUAAGAAACUUGUUAGAAAAAGUCAAGCUGGGUGUUUUUCACAUGCCCCAUUUUAUCCCACCGGACUGCCAGAACCUUCUGCGAGGAAUGAUCGAGGUCGACGCCGGCAAUCGGUUAACGUUAGAGCUGAUCCAGAAGCACACCUGGUACAUAGGAGGGAAGAACGAGCCGGAGCCGGAGCAGCCGGUGCCCAGGAAGGUGGCGAUCCGCAGCGUCCCGUCAGCCGACGACAUCGACCCGGACGUCCUGGAGAGCAUGCACUCGCUGGGCUGCUUCCGGGACAAGAACAAGCUGAUGAAGGACCUGCUGUCGGACGAUGAGAAUCAGGAAAAGAUGAUCUACUUCCUUCUGCUGGAUCGUAAGGAGAGAUACCCCAGCCAUGAAGACCAGAACCUCCCUCCUCGCAACGAUAUAGAUCCCCCGCGGAAGCGCGUCGACUCACCCAUGCUGAACAGACAUGGGAAGAGGAGGCCGGAGAGGAAGUCUAUGGAGGUGCUGAGCGUUACGGAUGGAGGUUCACCUGUACCAGCACGACGAGCCAUCGACAUGACACAACACGGGCAGAGGUCACGGUCCAUCAGCGGCGCGUCCUCAGGUCUCUCCACCAGCCCUCUCAGCAGCCCACGGGUGACCCCCCACCCCUCUCCAAGGGGCAGCCCUAUCCCCACCCCCAAAGGAACGCCUGUGCACACGCCUAAGGACAGCCCAGCGGGGACGCCGACCCCUACGCCACCCCCCAGCCCCUCCAUCGGGGGAAUGCCCUGGAAGACGCGCCUCAACUCCAUCAAGAACAGCAUCCUGGGCUCACCACGCUUUCACCGCAGGAAACUGCAAGUUCCCACUCAAGAGGAAAUGUCCAGCCUUACACCAGAGUCUUCCCCAGAACUUGCCAAAAAAUCUUGGUUUGGUAACUUCAUCAAUCUGGAGAAAGAGGAGCAGAUCUUCGUGGUUAUUAGGGACAAGCCACUGAGCUCUAUAAAAGCCGACAUCGUCCACGCCUUUCUCUCGAUUCCCAGCCUCAGUCACAGCGUUGUCUCGCAGAUGAGUUUUCGGGCCGAGUACAAAUCCACCGCCGGCCCCACCGUCUUCCAGAAGCCUGUUAAGUUCCAGGUCGACAUCACGUACACCGAGAGCACCGCGGCCACCAAGGAGAAUGGCAUUUAUUCAGUCACCUUCACUCUGCUCUCAGGUCCAAGCCGGCGUUUCAAGCGGGUGGUAGAAACGAUUCAGGCGCAGUUGUUAAGCACACACGACCAGCCGGGAGUCCAGCAGCUGUCUGACGACAAGAACGGUCAGGUGCCUCUUCCACCUGGCACGCCCAACAGACACCCACCUAACGCCUGUCGCCACGACCCUCAGCCUAGUGACUCUAAAUGCCCAGCGGGCAAUCCCAGGGACAAUGCCAAGCUGGUAGCAAACGUUGGGACACAGGAGCAGCCCUAAAACUUUACCAAUCAAGCUUUUCAAACGUACCUACAAAAGAACUCAAAAUGUACAUAAUCUUAGAGGUGAUGGAAUUUUUAUUUGGACAAACUUUUGUAUGAUGGAAUGACUGUUUCAAAACAAAUUCUGACACAAAUCCAGACACAUUUCCCCUUUCACCGUCUCUGCCAUGUCCUUGUGCCAGUCCCCCUCCCGAACCCCUGUCGUUUCUACCCCAAAUAUUUUCUUGUCUUUACAUCUGUCUUCCCGUUUUCCUCACCUUUGUGACGGCUUGUCUUUGCUGCUAGGAAUUAUCCAGAAAAUGUAUUAAAACUCCACCCCCACUUCCCUGCACAUCCUGAGAUGGACAGUUAUUGACAGACGGCACUUUUCAUGAUGAACAAGCAGGUUUCCAAGGAGAUGGACACUUCAUCCUUCAUCAUACUCUUUCCUUCCCGCUCUCCGCUCUCUCCGAGGACUAAAAUACAAACACCCACACUUGUUCCUACUCAACCUGUGUGCUCCCCUGCCAUCAUCUCAGCACACCAACCAGUUAAAAUGGUUGACCAGCCGGUGGGAACCGACUGCAAAAAAAAAACUGGCUCUGUUCCAAAAUGUAGUGAGCUUCCUCUAGGUAUCUCAAUUUGAUUAUGACACCCUUAAUGCAACUCAACAAACUUCAUAAAAAUCCAUUAAAGAUGACAGAGAAAGCACUUAAAUCAAUCUAAUAAAACUGAAUACCUCAGUAUUUGUAUUUUAUGUGUUUUUAUGCACAUUCAAAUUUGGAGCUAUUAGCUUAGCAACAUGCUAAUGGCAAACUCUGCUGAAAUCAAUUAAGAAUCAAGUAUCCAGUGUGCACAGUGUAAGGAAUGCCAUUUGUAUGUCACAUGGAGUUGCUUCCUAUGAAGAGGGAAGUUGUUAAUUUAGCAACAUGCUAAUGGCAAACUUUACUGAAUCUAUUGAGAAUCGAGUUGUUUGAUGUGUGUUACACAGAGUUGCUGUUUCUGAAUUAUGGAAGCUUAUUUUUGCCA
This is a messenger RNA of Sinocyclocheilus grahami, 3388 nucleotides long. It is a transcript of the gene brsk2a, whose product is annotated as BR serine/threonine kinase 2a. The record is from RefSeq and is a predicted model, not a curated record. The coding region runs from base 273 to 2378 and encodes 701 amino acids. Gene Ontology annotation, biological process: intracellular signal transduction; protein phosphorylation. Gene Ontology annotation, molecular function: protein serine/threonine kinase activity; ATP binding. NCBI's taxonomy places the organism in Eukaryota, Metazoa, Chordata, Actinopteri, Cypriniformes, Cyprinidae. Gene Ontology annotation, cellular component: cytoplasm. The transcript has 19 exons.